AGCAGUACAGGACAUCGAAAUGUCAUUGCGCGAUUUAUCAAAUAUAUGUUAAGUAGCUAUGCACCAAUCUUUAAUCAUUUUUGAGUGCAUUAAUUUCAGGAAGACGGUUCAUCACAUUUGACAAAGGCUUUGUUCGUACAACCCACCGACAAGGCAGCUUUUUGUAUGCUGACAUUGAGUGCUGUAAUCCGACACCGGAAGACAUCCUUGUCACUACAUGGCAACAAGACACAAACAUGGCGGACGUCCUAUUAUGAUUAGGCUCAGAGUUGGAGAAAGUUGUAACAGAAAAUCUACAAUUCUCUGCCCGCCUUUGGUAGUAAAUCUCUAGGGUGACAAGCACAGCACCUUAUAUUUUUUCGAUCUGAAGGACGUGGAAGUACGAGAACUCGUGGCUGUACUGCGUCGACUUCCUCAGCGAAGACGACAACGAGUUUGACAAACGCUACACGUACCGGGUGCGCUGGAGCGUCCCCACCCGCAGGAAGCCCAUCCCCCGAGCCACCGCAUCUGUCUACUUCACCUACGUCGUCUCCAAGAUCAGGCCAGCGAAUAGCCCUGUGGAAGUUUUCUACGUAUUUGAAACAAACCGGCUCAUCCACAGGCCGGGGCAGUCGCGAUUCAGAGAGAUGUGGCUCAAGGACAUCAUUGAGAGUAAGGUCAAGGUCAUCAACAGAGUGACUUUUUAGGUCCGACGUGCCUGUUUACUAUUCACGAUUGCAUGGUGUACCUCCUCUUUUGUGUGUGUGUGUGUGUGUGUGUGUGUGUGUGUGUGUGUGUGUGUGUGUGAGAGAGAGAGAGAGAGAGAGAGAGAGAGAGAGAGGGGUAGGUAAAGCUGUACUGUAAGGGAUGGGAGAAUCAAAGAGAUUGAGAAUGAUAGAAAGAAUGAAACAGGAAAGGAGAUGAAUGACAGAAGUGAAAUAGAAGCUCGGUGUCUACUUGAAAUGUACAAAGUGGGAGGAAUUUUAACAAAUCAAAAUUCUGGGAAAUGUGAGCCUGCGAUGGAGAGGGAUGGAUGUUUUCCCGUUUAUUGAAUGGAUCCGUGUGUGAAGGAAUAACGUGUGGCUACUGGGUCUGUUGCGUUGAUUCUAUCAAAUGUUCCACGAAGGUUCUCAAGGGGAAAUAGUGGACUUGUAAGUGCUGCCCAAGUGUGUACUUUUGGAAAGUGUGGCUUACUUUGUGGCAUUCACCUCCAGCUGGCAUUUGUGACAAUUUGAUACAUGUAUCUUCAACACCUUGAGAAAAUUAAAAGAAAAACGCUGAA
Messenger RNA from Aplysia californica (California sea hare), 1264 nucleotides. Its product is annotated as A-kinase anchor protein 14. The record is from RefSeq and is a predicted model, not a curated record. Gene Ontology annotation, cellular component: cAMP-dependent protein kinase complex. Gene Ontology annotation, molecular function: protein kinase A regulatory subunit binding. Lineage: Eukaryota; Metazoa; Mollusca; Gastropoda; Aplysiida; Aplysiidae.